Messenger RNA from Lepisosteus oculatus (spotted gar), 3167 nucleotides. It is a transcript of the gene tmed1a, whose product is annotated as transmembrane p24 trafficking protein 1a. Lineage: Eukaryota; Metazoa; Chordata; Actinopteri; Semionotiformes; Lepisosteidae. The record is from RefSeq and is a predicted model, not a curated record. Gene Ontology annotation, cellular component: endoplasmic reticulum-Golgi intermediate compartment; COPII-coated ER to Golgi transport vesicle; Golgi apparatus. Gene Ontology annotation, biological process: intracellular protein transport; endoplasmic reticulum to Golgi vesicle-mediated transport; Golgi organization.
UCCAGAGGUUGGGGAAUUCGUCCAAGGAGACAGAGAGGAAGUUAGUUCCCGAAAGUCCUUCCCUUUAAUAAUAACAGAAGCAGUGUCAUGGAGUCCAGAGGAAUUAUAUGGUUUUGUUCAGCAAUAUUUUUUGCUUUCUGUCUGUGUCAGACAUGUGCUUUCAACACCCCCAAAGAUAGUGAGUUUACGUUUAUUUUACCUGCUGGGAGAACUGAGUGUUUUUUUCAAACUGCAACGAAAAACAGCACAAUGGAAGUAGAAUACCAGGUGAUUGCCGGCGCUGGAAUGGAUGUGGAUUUCACCAUCAAAAGCCCCUACGGAUAUUAUAUAAUAUCAGAUUUUAGAAAAUCAGACGGUGUUCACACGGUGGAGCCCACGGAUGAAGGGGAUUACCAAAUCUGUUUUGACAACACCUUCAGCAAGUUCUCGGAGAAAAUGGUCUUCUUCGAAGUGAUCUUUGAAGGCCCAGCAGGGGAGGAGGUGCAAGAUGACUGGUCCAACAUGGUGGAGCCCGAGAACCUCCUGGAAUACAAGCUAGAGGACAUCAGGGACUCGAUCGAUUCUGUGCACAGGAGGCUGGAACGUAGUAUGCAGAUGCAGACGGUGCUGCGUGCCUUCGAAGCUCGGGACCGCAACCUCCAGGAGGACAACCUGUGGCGGGUUACUUUCUGGUCUUCCGUCAACAUGUUGGUAAUGUUAGUGGUGGCUUUGAUGCAGGUCUACACCCUCAAGAGCCUCUUUGAAGACAAGAGGAAGGUCCGUACGUAACUACCCAAGGACGAGGAGAGGUCUCCACAAUUGCUCACGUGGAUCUCCCCGUCUCACUUGAGGAGAGUGUGGUGGGGAGCUGCUCAUGACCAAAUGGGACGCAUUUGAUCUGUUCUGCUUACAUGGAGGUAUCCUGCAUCUAACUGAGCACAAUCUGUCCACACCAUACUCCCAGACUCUCUGCAUCAACCGAGGUGGUGAUACUGCCACCAAUUUUGCACAUGGCUACACCUGCCUUUCAUUUGCCCCUGCAGAAACUGAUCACAAACUGUCUGCAACAUUUACUUGCUUCCCUAGAUUAUAUAAGGGUGUGAUCUUGGACUGGAUGUGUUCAUAUGCUUAAACUCCCAUUUGUGUCCAGUGGGCAUUUCACUCAGGUGACCCAUUUUCACCCCUGCCUAAAAGUGUGAAGCCUUGGAAUCAAGAAGCUUUUGAUCUUCUCUCUUAUUUUGCUCUUCAGACCCAAAUCCAGACCUCAUCUUUGCAAAGCAUUUUCAGUGUAGCGUGCUCUAGUUUCACCUGAUUGUGCCUGAUGCAACUUCUGUUCCUCUUCAUAGUUGCAAUAUCAUUGCUAAUCUGUCUCAUCUUCAGCAGAUACAGCUUGUAAUCAGAUUGAGAUUCCAGUUGCAAAAACCCACUACAGGAUCCAGUGAGAUCCUUUAUUAAAAUGGUCCCCCACCACUGUCAAACAUCUCUCGUUGCCUUGCCUAACAGCAUGCAUCCGAUUACUACCAACAUUUCACAGGGACUUAAUAAAAUACUACUUUAUAAUGCUCUGGUUUGCAGAAUGCCCAAAGUUUUGGGGCAUAGAUUAUCAUUAUUAUUAUGGGUUAUUAGGGUAUGGUGUCUCCUGUGUCUUUAUGAUUAUAUUCUUAUAAUCUUUCUGAGGUGGGGGUGGCAGGGUUUUAUUUGGAUUUUUUAUUUUAACAAUUAAAAAAGUGCAUUUAUAUUUCAUUCUUACUUUCUACUCCCCGGGGUGAGUCCUGGCAUCACAUUCUUGGGGUUUUGCCUCAUUCGUGUGCUUUGGCGGCUUUGUGCGCAAAUGUUUUUAGUACAUAUUGUACUCGCAGGUACUGUACUUAAAUUCUGUAGCAUACCAGAAGUGAAGUCCUCUCUUCACUGGGAAACUGACUCCCAUUUUAUACUUGGUAGGCAACACAUGUUCAAUAUAUCUCUAAUAUAUUAGAGACCCAAGCAUAAAAUAUCCAGGACUUAGUGCUUGCUGGUAAAGGAGCCUUCAGGUGGAAAAAAUAGUGAUGGAUUACACUUCUUCACAGUGUGAGUCUUAAUGUGUUUUCCAACACAUCAGGUCAGGCUAAGUCAAAGCCCAAUGCUGCAAACACAACUGUCUCUGCUUCACACUUUCUUAUACCACAGGGUAUAAAAAUUUUAUGUUUUAGCCUUUUCUGUGACAAGAGUGUGAAACAUCAUCUACGACUUCACGCACUGAAUAUUUAAGAACUGUAAAAUACUGAUAUACUAUAAUGUUUGGCCAUUUUUCUACCAUUCUUUCAUAAUGGGUGGAGAAAGAAAUUGCUUUAAAUGCAUGAAGUGGGUAUGUUUGAAGUGCUUAACAGUUCAGACUGGGAUUAAUGAAGAUUUUGUUUUAAUCAGAUGUGAACAAGUUGAGCAGUUAUCAAGGUAAUGGGGUCUGUUGUAUGUUAAGGCUGGUGAAGUAGAGACCAAUCCAUCUUAAUAUUUGCAAUGAAGCAUAAUUAUAAAGUUCAGCAGGAAAUGAGAAUGAGCCUUCAUGGCCAUAGGGGUCUUGUUCAACGAAUUUCGAGGCCGACUCUGUAGUUAGCAAAUCUCACUAGUAGACUGUGAUUACACACACUGUGGUUUUCUUUUCUAGGCCUUAUUAGGCCACAAGAAUCUUGUGGUUCUCAAAGCAUUUUGAUGGCUCUGAGCAGUUGUCCACAAAUCAAGUCUAAUGGUAGUCAUGCCAUUAGACUGUGUAGAGCUAUGUCUUGAAGUCAGGCAAUUCCUGCUCACUGUUGGCUGUGUAUUGAUGCAGCCAAGAUAUUAACUGUUAUGAAUGGUCAGGGGUUAAUAAUAACUCAAAGUGAAAACAUUUUCUUGUGAGAUGUUUACACAAGAGCCUAGUUUGAACAUUUCACUGGUCAAUUGUCGAUAUUAAACACUGUGAAAUGAACAGCGAUUUGCAUUACAGAGACGACUUUAAUUAUUGUGUACUCAUGCCCUAUGUGCCGAUUGCUGUUCGGCUUAAUUGCUAUUUAAAAUAUGUCUGUCAAUGAACAUACAUUAAAAUUGCCAAGAAACCACGGCUAAUGAGAAGUAUAAUGCUUUCCUACAAAGAAGAUAUCUACACUAGACAAGUUGUGCCUUUGGACAAAUCUGAAAAUGUAUUUGUUUUAAAUAAACUUCUACUUUUAAAGAAA